This is a messenger RNA of Moesziomyces antarcticus, 3885 nucleotides long. RefSeq names its product SAPS-domain-containing protein. Gene Ontology annotation, molecular function: protein phosphatase regulator activity; protein phosphatase binding. Bases 1 to 3885 code for a protein of 1294 amino acids. Gene Ontology annotation, cellular component: cytosol; nucleus. The record is from RefSeq and is a predicted model, not a curated record. NCBI's taxonomy places the organism in Eukaryota, Fungi, Basidiomycota, Ustilaginomycetes, Ustilaginales, Ustilaginaceae. The transcript is spliced from 2 exons.
AUGUUUUGGCGAUUCGGCUUUUCGUCGGUCUCGACGCUCGAGACGCUGCUCGACAAGCCCAACGUCACGCUCGAGGACGUCCUCGACGAGGAUGACUUGCUCCAGGAGUGCAAGUCCCAAAAUCAGAAGCUCAUCAACUUCCUGAGACAGCCGCGCAUCGUCAAGAGGCUGCUAGAGCAUGUCGUCGGCACCGCCACCGUCGGCGGCACGGGCGGCAAGGAGUGGGAGGAAAAGGUCAAGUUCAAGUAUCCUUACGUCGCUUCCGAGGUUCUCAGCUGCAGCGAGAUCUGGCCCAUCAUCGACGCCAUCUUUUCCGAUCCCAACCAGUACCUAGUCCCCUUCUGGAAUGCCGUGCUCACAUCGAGUCCAUCGCCUUCGCAGGCGCCCUUGCCUAUGCACUCGCAUCCCCUCUUUGCCGAAAACGCAGCCUCAUCUUCGCACGGCUCGGCAAGCUCCUCGGCCUCCACCUCGCCCUUGCCGCAUCUCAGCGUCACCAACUUUGCCGACUACUCGAAUGCGGCAUCCGGAAACGGCGCCAGCUCUCGAUCCUCCUCCGACUCGGAGUCCGAGCCCGAGGGCAGGUUGCGCGCCACCAGCGCGCUCGAAAACGGUCCGGGCCGAGGCGUGCUCGCCGGCUACUGGGCCAAGGUCAACGGCGCUUACCUGGAGCGCAAGCCCAUCGAGAUGCUCGAGUUCAUCAAGGAGCAACCCCGCAUCGUCGAGCGCUUUGUGGCUCAUCUCGAGACGCCCGCUGUCGUCGAUCUGCUCUUCCGGAUCAUCCAGAUGGAGGAGACGGUGCGCACUGCUGGACAGAGCACCGACAUCAUCGACUGGCUCUCGUCGCAGGACUUGAUAGCGCGCACCGUCGAUCUGCUCGCACCCAACUAUUCGGUGGAUAUCCACAACACCGUGUCCGAGCUUCUCAAGGCCAUGAUCGCGCUAUCGGCACCCUCCCCCGCCGCGCUCAACCAGGGUCAGGGCCAGGAGCUCGGCGCCGGCCUCGGCGAGCAGCAGGAGAACGCGGGAGGCAUCAACAACCGCCUCGUGCGCGAACUGGCAAGCGAGCCCAUCGUCCGCAAGAUGGUCGGCUACAUGCUCGAUUCGCAGCUGCCUCGACAGCUCCAUCGCCGCCUCACCGACGUAGCCGACGAACAGCUGUCGCAGCUCUCUGUGCAGGAUCUGCGCAAGCCCUCGCAACGUCGCGACGCCUCGCUAUCGACGCUCCAGGAGGACGUCGUGUCGUCUUCUGCCGUGGUCGACGACGAGGACGAGGACGACGAAUCCUUCGCCCGCCCUUUGAAUCCGCGCGAGUUCCCCGCUUCCGAGUCUCGCUCGCCAGGCAGCUACGACCACCGCGGUUCCACUGCCACAGUGCGGCCCGACAAUCUCGUUCCUCCCGUCUCGGCACCCACCGUGCCCAUCACUGCCGAGACGUGCAGCUCGACGCUGGUGACUUGCAUCGGCGUCUUUAUCGAGCUCAUCCGCAAAAACAACAGCGACUACUUUGAGCAGCAUCUGCUUCGCACCUUGCACAACCAUCUCGUCAAGAGGCAGAGCGAGCUCACCGAGAAGCGCCUCCAAAAGCGGGAAGAGGAGGAAGCCGAGAAGGCGGCCGCCACCCAGCAGGAAGCGUCGGGCGACCAGGCCGCGGAGCCGAAGCAGGAUGACGAAGAGUCGGCUCAGAAGAUGAUGGACGCGCUGGACGAAGAAGAGGAGGAUGUGCAGGGCAUGGAAGAGGCCAUGGCCGAGAUUGUCGACAAGAUGGGCCUCGUGCAUUUGGGGCCCAUGCUCCGAGUGCUUUCCGAACGGCUUUCUGACUUCCAGCAGCUGAUCAACGAGCCUCGAGAGCGCGAUGUCACUGUGCCCACUUCGGUUGGUGACGUCGCUCCGCUGACGUUCGAGCGAUACAGGAUCACCGAGCUCUACGCCGAGCUGCUCCACUGCUCCAACAUGGCUCUUCUCAAUCGCGCACCAGGCGAAGGGCCGCAGUAUUCGGCAGACGGCGUGCUCGCGGGCGGUCUGGAAGGCUUACAGACCUUGGCGAGGACGUUGCAAGGAGGAGACGGUCCCGAGGUCGGCGACACAUCGGCUGGCGCUGUCGCCGAGGACGGACAGAGCAGCCUCGGCCACGGUGCUCCCAAGACGGAUGCAUCCGCUAAGGAUGCGGUCGGCGAGUCGUCCACAGCUUUAUUGCAUGCUGGCUCGGGGCACGGUCGGGAGAAGUCGAGCACGGAUGCCUCGACCGAAUCGACCAACGAAGAGGACGACGAGGCGCUGCUCAACGAGGUUUCCCUCGGCGACAAGACCAGCUCUGCUAAUGAGAGUAGCCCGGGCGCUGCCGGCGACUCCUCGCCCCAGGACAGGGACCCAUACAGCAGGAGCCCGAGCAUCACCACGAGCGACGCGCUCGAGGAGGACAAGGCGGAUGCCGCUUCGAUACGUUCCGCCGUCUCGGGUCUGUCGCUCGCCGAACUGACGGCACCCCGACUGUCGGGUCCACCCAGUCCCAUUGACGAUGCCAAGGAGUACGUAGUCGGCGACCUGCUGAAGCGCAAGUUCCUCGAGUGCGGCAUCCUCCCGUCGCUUCUCGAUCUUUUCUUCGAGUAUCCGUGGAACAAUUUCCUGCACAACGUGGUGUACGACAUCCUGCAGCAGUGCUUCAACGGCCGUAUGGACGUCGGCCUCAAUCGCAAGCUCACUGUGGCGGUCUUUGAUCAGGGUCACCUGACCGGACGCAUCGUCGAGGGCCGCAGGCGCAACGAAGACUCGGUAGCGGGACCGCGCCGCAUUCGCCUCGGCUACAUGGGCCACAUGAACCUCAUCGCCGAGGAGACGGUCAAGCUGCUCGAGCGCUAUCCGCUCGAGAUCGCGCGGCCCGUCGAGGCGUACACCGAGCGCGAGGAGUGGCGCCAGGUGGUCUCCGAGACGCUCGAGGAGAUCCGCGAGAAGGAGGGCGGACCGCUGGCGUUCAACCGCGGCCACGAGGGCAUGUCGAUGUCGUUUGGCUCCGGUGCCGACGAUGACGACGAUGACGGCGGCAUCGGAGGGGCGGGCAGCAGCUCGUUCGCCAGCUACCUGUCGUCGCAGAUCGGCGGUGCGGCGGGCUCGGACGACGACGACAGCGACGACGAGGGAUCGUGGCUGUCGAGCGAGAUGAAGCGCGGCGGCCCGGGCGACAAGGAUGGCAGCGGCUUCGACGACGCCUUCGCCCCGCACCACGGAACGGGCGGUGGCAGCGGCGAGCUGGGCGACGAAGACGAGGACGACGACUGGGGCCCCUUUUCGGACGCCAACGCAUCGGGAGGCACGCAGACGUUGGGGUCGACGAGCUCGAAUGCAGCCACCUCGAAUCCGUUUGCCGAGAACCUCACGCCAGCUGAUUGGGCCGCGCAGUUCCGCCGCGAGUACCACGACGAGGAGGGCAGCAGCGCCGUGCAGGGCGCAGACUCGGACGACGACGAAGACGACGACGACACCAACAACGAGGUGGGUGAGGCUGACGGCAGUGCGCAGCCCGACACGCUGAGCUCCAGCCCGCUGUCGCCCAAGGCGCUGGCGGCGAUGGUGGGCGAUGUGGACGUUGUUAGCAAGGCGCAUGCUCGACGCCCGCCGCUGGCUCAGCUGGAAACGGCGGCGCUGGGAGAAGCGGUUGCCGGACAUGGCCGCCGCGGCUCGCUGGGCUCGGCGGGCCCCGAGAUCUCGGAGGUGACGGGGGCCGAGGAUCCGUUAGGCCCGGGCAUCUCGACGACCGUCUCGCAGAACGAGGACGGCAAGCUGCAGCGCACGCUCGCCGACGGCACCACCGUCGUUGUGCCGCUCGACGAUGCCGCGCUGGGCGCUGCGGACACGCUCUCGCCCACCAAAGCGAGCGAGGCCGAGUCGUAG